AUGACGCAUGCCCGGAAGCAGCAGUUUUUCCUCCUGAACCAUCCAGCUAGGUCUGCUGGGCGAGCGCCGGCGCCGCUGCCACCAACGGGCCACGCGACGAUGGAGAGGGCGGAGGCCAAGGGCAGCGAGCGAAGAGACCGGGAGGCUCUGAGCUGCACUGGGGCCGCAGGCAAGGGACGGAGCCCGCGGGAGAUCCGCAAGACGUACCCACUGCGCAGGCGCCUCCUGCCCACUGUGGACAAGAAGACCUGCAAGGUGCUCCUCACCCGGCUUGAGGAUGUUGCCGGAAAGCUGUCCAGGGAAAGCCGGAGCUGCCGGAGAAAGGAGCUGCCCGGCUGGAUGGAGGGCUUGGGACCCGCCUUCUUCUCUGAGCAAGCGCUGGGAGCRGGAAGGAGCAAUUCCACCGCAGACCAGAGCGUGGAGCGAGGGCCAGAGGCUGCCCCCACAACGCCCCGCAAGCGGAGGCUGGCCUCACUCAACGCGGAGGCGGUCAACAAUGCACUCUUCGAGCGCGACGAUGGCCCCUUGUCUGGCAGGCGUUUUCGGAGGGAUGCUACCAAGGCUGACGGGGACGGCGCGGCGAAGGGCGUGCGCCUCCAAGCAGCUGGCGAGUGGCCCGCGGCGGAGAAGGCUGCCGGGAAGGCAGGGAAAGGGAAGAGCCGAAACGAGCCCCGGCAGAAAUGCGACGGCUGCGACCAUGCGCUGGACGAGGCCUUCGAUGGGACGAAGCAGGAGGACGGCGCCGUCUCCUACCAUCCCACCCCAAAGAGACUGGCCAGCCUCAAUGCUGUGGCCUUCCUGAAGCUCACCCAUGAGAAGGAGCAGCCUCUGAAGCAGAGGAAUAAAUCGGAGGGCGAGGGCAAACCAGAGAACCACUGCUCCAAGUCGACGCUCAAGUGGGCCAAACCCACCAGGAAGAACUGCGUCAAAGCCAAGAAGGAGAUGUCUAGCUUGAAACUGGAGGGCCAGCAGGGCUGGCGGAGCCUUGCGCUAGGUACUUUUGGGAAGGCAGACGGGCGGGAUGUCUCCAGGCUCUACGGGACGACGGAGCCUCUGCAGUACGAAUCGCUGUCCAGCUCCUAUGCCAGCACGGAAGGUUUCUACCACAGACUGCCUUUGCUCAUGGGUGGCCAAGCUUCCAUGAAGCCGGAGUACGGAAGACCUGGAGAGAAGUCGCCCACCCCCAAGCAGGAAUUUCACCAACCUUCCUUCCCAGUGCAGCAGUUCCCUCCCUUACCCGUGCCAGGGAAUCACGCAGACUGCGGAUGCCUCUACGAGUCCUCGGAUGUGACCCCGUUGAAUGGGUUCUACGUUUAUUAUGGCCAAAGCGGAUACAGUGGCUACUCCCACUGCUCGGUUUACCCCAAGGACGAGCUGACGCAGCCGGCUGCCUGCGAGGGGCUCCUGGUGGCCCCGGGCUCCUUGCCCUCGGGUGCUCCUUUCCAGCCGCUCCACUGGUGUAGCUCCCCGUACUGCUGCGGAGAAGGGCCCGCGCUUGGCAGCUAUGGUGUCUGUGGAGUGGUGCAUGUGCCAGAGGGCAGGCUGGGCAGCAUGCACGCGGGCCGCAACGGCUACCCCUACAAAAUGCCUUUUGCAGCAGAAGGCUGCAAGUCUCUGGACCAGCUGAACCUCACGAUCCCUGUGGCAGGGCACCCCGCGUCGCCUGCCCACCCGCUCUCAGGAUGUCCUGUGCCCAGUGUGCCACCCGCCGCCGAACCUGUUCCUCACCUGCAGACGCCCAACUCUGACCCCCAGACCAUGGCCCGGGAAUGUCCGCAGAGCUCCAAGCCGCCUAGCGGCUCCAGAUCCGGCCUCCGGAACAGCCCGGGCUGCCUCCACGUGCCGGAGAGCAAGGCGGCCGUGGGCCAUUGCCACCCGAAGCAGCAGCGAAUUAGCCGUCGGAGAGCCACCAAUGGCUGGAUGCCUGUGGGCACAGCCUGCGAGAAGGCUGUAUACGUGGUGAAUGAGCCCGAGCCGGCUGUUCGCAAGAGCUAUCAGGCUGUGGAGAGAGAUGGGGAGAUUAUCCGGGUACGAGAUACAGUCCUCCUGAAAUCAGGCCCCCGGAAGAAAUCUAUGCCGUAUGUUGCGAAGAUCUCGGCCUUGUGGGAAGACCCCAAAACAGGGGAGCUGAUGAUGAGCCUCCUGUGGUAUUACAGACCGGAGCACACUCAGGGAGGCCGCAACCCCAGUAUGCACCAGAAUGAAAUCUUUGCGUCCCGGCAUCAGGAUGAGAACAGUGUUGCCUGCAUAGAAGAGAAGUGCUACGUGCUGACCUUUGCAGAGUACUGCAGAUUUUGUGCCUUGGCAAAGCGUCGCGUCGAAGGGAUCCCAGGCAGGAAAACUGUAAUGGUUCCUCCCUCGGAGGAGUACUCCACACCUCUGCACCGCAAGGUGCCCGAGGACACUGACCCCGAGCUGGUUUUCCUCUGCCGCCACGUCUACGACUUCCGACACGGGCGCAUCCUGAAGAACCCGCAGUAGCACAAGGACUGGGACGGCACCGCAGUGAGGGUUGCGGGGUGCUAGCAGGGCUGACAUGGCAGCGUUGUGACCCGGGACAUCUGCGCGCUCCCAGCAACUCGUGCCACUCACCUGGGCCCCGGCACCAUUUCCUUGGACCGAAGGGCGCACACAGGAGCGGAUCCCUGUGGAGGAAGGCAGCAGUUCAAAGCACAGCACU
This is a messenger RNA of Nothoprocta perdicaria, 2680 nucleotides long. RefSeq names its product bromo adjacent homology domain containing 1 (gene BAHD1). Lineage: Eukaryota; Metazoa; Chordata; Aves; Tinamiformes; Tinamidae. The coding region runs from base 1 to 2481 and encodes 826 amino acids. Gene Ontology annotation, molecular function: chromatin binding. The transcript is spliced from 6 exons. The record is from RefSeq and is a predicted model, not a curated record.